Messenger RNA from Nerophis lumbriciformis (worm pipefish), 4884 nucleotides. RefSeq names its product potassium channel, subfamily K, member 15 (gene kcnk15). Gene Ontology annotation, molecular function: potassium ion leak channel activity; outward rectifier potassium channel activity. Gene Ontology annotation, biological process: potassium ion transmembrane transport; stabilization of membrane potential. Gene Ontology annotation, cellular component: plasma membrane. NCBI's taxonomy places the organism in Eukaryota, Metazoa, Chordata, Actinopteri, Syngnathiformes, Syngnathidae. The record is from RefSeq and is a predicted model, not a curated record.
CAAGUGUUUUUUUUUUUUCAAAUACAAUAUCAGCUUUACAGUGGCUUGGAACGAAUGUCUCCGCUUUCCUUCCUCUGCAUUAAGGUGUCACGCAACAGGCUGCAGCAACACUGUGGAGGAAAGCCCACUGCCACCUGUAAGUGCGCCUCCGCUGCAGACUGAGGAUGAAGAAGCAGAAUGUCCGGACCCUGUCGCUCAUCCUCUGCAUGCUGUCCUACUUGCUGGUGGGCGCCGCCGUCUUCGACGCGCUGGAGUCGGAGACGGAGAGCUCCCGCAGGCGCAUCUUGGUGCAGAAGCGCAACGAGAUGAAGAAGAAGUACCGCUUCUCCGAGGAGGACUACCGCGAGAUAGAGCGGGUGGUUCUACAAGCUGAGCCCCAUCGCGCCGGGAGACAGUGGAAAUUUGCUGGUUCUUUUUACUUUGCAAUUACAGUCAUCACCACUAUUGGGUAUGGCCAUGCAGCACCGGGCACAGACGCAGGAAAGGUGUUCUGCAUGUUCUACGCAGUACUUGGCAUUCCUUUGACUUUGGUCAUGUUCCAGAGCCUGGGAGAGAGGAUGAACACAUUUGUGCGCUACCUCCUCCAUAAGACCAAGCAGUGUUUGGGUCUUAAGCUCACUGAUGUGUCAAUGGAGAACAUGGUUCUCGUGGGCUUCCUGUCCUGUAUUGGAACACUCUGUGUGGGGGCCGCAGCCUUCUCCCACUUUGAGGGAUGGAGCUUCUUCCAUGCCUAUUACUACUGCUUCAUCACACUCACCACUAUUGGCUUCGGUGACUUUGUGGCCCUGCAGAAGAAGGAGGACCUCCAGGAGAAAACCCCUUAUGUGGUUUUCAGCUUCAUGUACAUCCUGGUGGGGCUUACGGUCAUCGGGGCCUUCCUGAAUCUGGUAGUGCUGCGUUUCCUCACCAUGAACAGUGAAGAUGAGAAGAGAGAUGCUCAAGAAAGGGCAUCAUUAAAGAGAGACAGGGGCCUUUUGGACGGGGCCCAGGGUCUUCAUGCCGUGAGCGAUCACAGUAGAAACGACCGUAGGGAGAGGAACAGGCACAACAUCGGCAACAGAUUCAACCAGAGUCCGCUCUUCAUCCCGAUGGAAGAGGGAACCAGCCGCACCAACCUCAUUGUGUCUUCAGCAGAGGACCAUGAGAGAGGGAGAAACCCCUGCAGACACAGAUUGCAUUUUCAAGUGACGGCAGAUCAGCGUAAGGCAGAGUCAAGCCUGAGCUCGCUGUGUUCCUGUGUGUGCUACCGCCUGGGUAUUUGUGAUAGUCCUCUCAUGGCCCACAGCCAACACAAAGGCUGUCACGGUGGUUCUGUUUACUACAACUCUGUCUCCUAUAGGAUUCACAGCAGCUCCCCAGGCUCCAGGGACAAUACCGGGCUCUCCUCCCCUGGAAGCGCACACUCACCAGGGCUUAGCUUCCACCAAUUUCCUCGUUCAAGGAGAAAGUCAGUGUGAGAGCCAGACAGGUCUGCAUUGCAGUUUUUCCUUUUUCGAAAUUUGUACCUCUUUUGGGAACGUUUGGCAUGGAAUAUUUUUUGUAAAGAGAUGCUGAGGUCCCAACACAAUUACACAAGCUGCUGCUUUCCUUGCACGUUGCUCAUGUGCAUGCUGAAUUGAAUGUAAAGCACACAAUGUGGAGAUUUUAGUUUGUGUCAGACAUACGAUGUCUUUUAAUCCAUGUUUUUAAAUGAAGGAUGUCCAGACAGUGCUUCCCAAUAACUGUAUUGCUGUUCUGUGAAAUAAGUGAUUGAUCCACAGUGAUUCUUGCACCUGCUUUUGUCUAACCUGCAUACACUUAUAGGUCACACGUUGCUUUCACUAUUUAAUGAGAUUCAAGAGUGUAAAAAGAAAUAAUGUUUAACAAUGAUUGAAAUUGUCAGAGGUAUUCAUUCAACAAUUUCUUUAUUAGUAUGAUUGUAGUUUGCAGCUGUACAAAACUGUUCUGCAUUAUCACUGAUGAUGGACGAGUGAUUAGUUUUUAAUAUUUGUACUUUUUUGUUUGUCUGUGAGUUAGUUAGUUAGUUAGCUCAAAAAGUUAUUGGCAGAUUUUGAAAUUUUCAAAAAAGAAUAAUGAACAAGUGAUAAGAUUUUGGGGCUGAUCCAGAUUAUUUCUACUCUUUUACCUUACGUUUCCUUUACAAUGCUAAAAUCAGUGUGGAUGCUAGCAGCUCCGCCGCCACCCACAGAGACAAAGAGAGUGGAGGACUAACGAGACGGCUCACAUGGUUUUAUCCUAGUCUGUUUGCAAGUGACAGGCGAACAAGACAAACAUGCACGGACGGACAUCACAUUUUGAUUUAUCCUUUGAUUAAUUAGCUCCACCGGGAGGUAAAGUUUUUGCUAAAUUUUGUUUGUCUUUGUUAGUUAGCAACCUCACAUAACAAGUUAUGUGUGGAUUCUGAUUAAACAUUUUUAGGAAAUGUCAAAUAAACUAAUGCUUAGAAUUUGGAGACGAUCCGGAUCACCGUCUGGAUUCAGGAUUUAAAAAAAAAAGAUUGGUUUCCUAUUGGGAGCAGAGGUCUGCGAUCUCAGAGUGCUUUUCUAGUUUUUGCAUGUGAUUAGCAAACAAAUGACAACUGAUGAUAAUAGACAACAGUACAGUGGUAUCUUGGUUUUUGCUAGUAGUCCCUACCAAAAACCUAUACCAAAAAAUGUAUGAAUGCCAAAGCAAUUUUUCCAUAAAAAAUAAUAAGUGCCUUUCAGGUAACCAUCCGUGGUUAAGGUAAAAGAGCAUGUGCGGUCCAUAUAAAAUCUGCAUAUAUUAAUGCGAUAAUUGUUUGUGAUUAUUGCAUACAUUAACGCGUUAACUUCAACAGCCCUACAAAUAAUGUAAAUCCAGAACCCCAAAAAUAUGAACACAAAACACAUUGUAUAGAGAAUAAUUAUAGUUUUACAUGCAGAAAAACAAAGUGAAAUACAUACAAAUGAGAAAUUUAAUGUAUACUCUUCACUUCACUUCAACGCACUAAACUUCACUGGCUCCCAGUCAGGCAGAUAAUGUAUUACAAAAUCCUUCUAUAUACUUUCAAGGCCAUCACUCUUUCCUGUUUGUCUCACCUCCAGCAUGCUCCAUCAGAUCCUCCUCUUCCAUUCAGCUUGCUGUGCCAUCAACUCGCCCCAUCACCAAGUAAAGCACUCAGUUAUUCUGCUCCAGUCAUAUCUUCAAAUCUAGACUCAAAACCCACCUUUUCAAAAUUGCAUACUUACCGUAACUGACGCAACACCACAGGUGUCAAACUAUAGGCCCGGUGGCCAGAUCCAGCCCACCACAUCAUUUUACAUGGCUGCGAAAUAAUAUGCGUCAAUAAAGAACCUCAUAUUUUUUUACUAAAUGUACUAGUUUUUUCCAUUUUGACAUUAAAAAAAUAUAUGUACUGCAUGAAAUUGCAUACCUUUUUAAACUUGAAUUGUGUCCAAGAUUGCAACAAAUAUUAUAUUAUCACACUUUUCAAACAAUAAAUAUAAUAAAAUACAUAUAAAAAUAAAAAUAAUAAAAAUAAAUACUUAAAUAUCUGCUUCACUUAGUUAUUCAUCAAAUUGUACGCUGUAAAAAUGCCAAAAGAUUUUACUGUAAAAUGUACGGUGGUUUUUACAGCAUAUUACUGUAAUUGAACAUUUUUUACCAUUGUUUGUUAUUUUACGAUACAAUUCUGUCAGCUGAGCUGCCAUUUUUUUUUUACCAUAAAAUAAGAGUACCACAUUUUCGUACGGCAGCUCAGUUGCCAAAGAAAAAAAAAAUCAAUGGUAGAGUUUUUCCAUUUACAUUAAAAACUACCAUACAUUUUACGGUUAAAUUCUGGUAAACAAGCUGCCAGAUUUUCCUUAAAAAACAGUGGUAGUUUUUUUCAAUUACAGUAGUAUGUUGUUAAAAAAAGCAACUGUAUAUCCAUCCAUCCAUCCAUUUUCUACCGCUUAUUCCCUUCAGGGUCGCGGGGGGCGCUGGUAUAUUUAACAGUAAAAUUCUGGUGACUGAGUCGCAGUUUUUUUUACUGUAAUAUCUACAGAACUUUUUUCACAGUGCACGUAAAAAAAUAAAAUCAAAUGCAUGGGCAAAUUCAUAUAUUAUUCACUGUUACAAGCGGCCGGCCCUCUCCUUUGUUGUUUUAUCAUCCAUCCAUCCAUUUUCUUUGUUUUGUCAUUAUAUUGUUAAUUAUUUUAUCUGUAUACUGUAAAAUGUCCUUGGGUUCUUUGAAAGGUGCUUGUAAAAUAAAAGUAUCAUUAUUAUUAUUAUUAUUAUUAUUAUCAUGAAUUAACAUUUAACAUCACUUUUACCUCCAUUGAAGACUCUGAAGACGAUGAUGCGUGGAGAGGAAACAGAUUCGUUUGUUAUGGGUAAUGUUUGGCCAUACAAAAACAGAGACAGUAAGCCUAUACAAUACACAUUUUUUUUCAAAAACGGAAUCAUGCAAAUAUCAAGGUAGCACCGUAUUACAUUGUUAAAUGUAUACCUCUCUAACAAUGUCAGUCGACACUGUCACUACUUGUACUCUCUGAUACUUUAUUCAGGUAGACAGUUCGCUUCAUAUUGAAUCUUAUUAGAUUGUGCCACUGUACCUAAUGAUUUGUCCAGUGAGUGUAUACUUUUAUAGUAAAAAAAAAAGCCUUAAUGAAUUUAGACCCAGCACAUGAGAAAUGUGGCUUUCAAUAGCUCAGUGAAUUGAAUACAUCUCACAGUACUUUGUAUCACAUAUCAUUGAGGCCUUUGAUUAGCAUUAAUGCACUGGAAUGUAAACAUGAGUUUAUAUUUAAUGUAACAGAUUACUGAUACGAUAUGUAGCAUGGUACCAGUAAACCUCCCACUAUCUUGGAAAACACGACAGUGAGGCGGUGUUGACUUGGCUUGCUAUCAGAUUUGAUGUGAGUCUCCUGUAGUGAUGGUUCA